Hemisphaericaspora subhashii is the source of this 2697-nucleotide messenger RNA. RefSeq lists its product as uncharacterized. NCBI's taxonomy places the organism in Eukaryota, Fungi, Ascomycota, Pichiomycetes, Serinales, Debaryomycetaceae. The record is from RefSeq and is a predicted model, not a curated record. The transcript has a single exon. Bases 1 to 2697 code for a protein of 898 amino acids.
AUGAAUGGUACAAUAUCUGAAUCUGAAUAUGCAGAUGUAUUGACCAACCAAAUCACAAGAACAAUAAAUAACCUCCAACAGAAGUUGGAUAUUCUUAAGAAUCAAAUCAAUGAUUACAAAUUAUUACAAAAAUCCAUUGCAUCACAAACACCUCCAAUAUUAAUACACCUAGGUGAAGGAUAUUUUGUUGAGAAAAAUGUAGAAGAAGCGAAUCAGUUCCUAUAUUCCCGAAUCCAGUUAUUCACUUCUACUAUUCAGGAUAUUGAAACUAAGAUUAACGAAGCAAAGAGUACCCGAGAAAAGUUUAUCAAGUUUGCUGAAUUUACCAAAGAAAUGGAUGAUUCACAAGCUGCAAAUGAGGACGAGGGCCAAAAUAAGUUUAAUGAAGAAGGAUUACCAUUUUUAGAUAUUCAAGAGGAAAUCGAUGAGGAUGGACAUGUACUUAAUGUCAAGAUUAAUGAUAUUCCAGUAGAUAUAUCAGAAUCCUCCACCGGCGUCAAAAUAAGUGAAGAGAAGGAAUCGAAAAAUCAACAGGAAGUGGAGACUGUUAUUAGCGGUAACCUGCAAGAGGUAAGUACAACCCCAGCUAAUCAUAUCCAAAAAGACAAGCAUAUACUACCAACUCCAAAAGAAGAUAUUCCCAAGCAACAAGAUAAGAUCCAGUUCGUAGAAGAAUCAUUGGAAGACGAGCCAACUUAUAAUGGCCGCACAUCAGACAAACAGAACCAACAAGACGAAGAAGUAGAGCGAUUAGAAGAUUUGUUACAUGAUAUGGAGCUAGCACCCAAAAAGACAUUAUCGAAAACUCUAGAUCAAGAUGAAUUAUUGAACAAAAUAGAUCAGCUUCAUAUCAACCCUGAAGAAAAAUUCAAUCUCAAACAAAUAUGUAUUGAAGAAAUCAACAAACUUGAAGGGGACGAACAACCAAAGGAAUCUGCCACUAAUGAGAUAGCGAUUGAUCAAAGUGACAUGAUUGAGUUGGAGAUUCUUGCUGAUGAGUUUGACGAUUCUAUGGAUUCAAAUAUGAAUUAUGCUGAUGAUGAAGAAUGGGAAUUCGAAUUCGAUGAAGAUGAAGAUGAAGAUGAAGAUGACGAUGAAUUAGCAGAUGCUUUAUUAUAUGGUGGAGGAGAGAAUAACUUACCAAAUCAUGCAUAUGGGUUAAAUCAAGAUUCAAAUAAUUUAUUGUGGAAACAAAUUAUGAAACUUCGCCAGGGAAAUUUGAAACCGGAAACGGAACCCCCUAUUACAAUUGAGUCUAUUAAGCAAAAGAAAUCUGUUCGGUUUGCUGAGACGUUGGAUAUUAAAGAGGUGGAGAAUAUAAGUGAAACUUUGAGAAACCCCCCUCGAGAUUAUGAUGAUAAUGGGUCAGGAUCAAAAAUGUCAUUGUUUAAACAAAAUAUUAUCAUGAAGGAAAGAUUAGAUCAUAAAAUGGAAGUCCAAGAUAGUAAUGUUGCACAUGAAGAUGAGUUACUAGAUAGUAGAAUUGUCGAAAGUGAAAUUCUUGAAAGAGACCCAGUUAUCGAGGAUUUAAUAAUAGAGAAAGAAAUUGUCGAAAGGAUUCCAGUUAAUGAGGAUACAAUAAUAGAGAAAGAAAUUGUCGAAAGCAUUCCAGUUAAUGAGGAUACAAUAAUAGAGAAACAAAUUGUCGAAAGCAUUCCAGUUAUGGAGGGUUCAAUAAUGGAGAAAGGGAUCUUUGAAAAAAUUCCAACUGUGGAAGACAGAAUAGUAGAGAAUGAUAGUAUCGAAAGGGAGCCAGUUAUGUCCGAUUCAAUAAUUGAAAACGAUAUCAUAGAAAGCAAUGACUUUCCAGGAAAUUCGUCAAACGCAAUAAUUCACGAUAAAAUUGUUGAAAAUCAACCAAAAGAUAUUGCUGUCCUGAAAAUAACCGACGCUGAUUCAAUCAUUGUAGAUAAUCUUCUGGAAUCCCAAAUAUUAGAAGCGAACCCACCAGCAAACACAUCCAAACCAAUUUCUAGAUUCCAAGCAUCAAGAAUACAAUCGCAUAUACCACCUGUGAAAAUUCCAAUCCCUUGUGGUGCAAAUGCAGUACCUGUCCCCGAAACGGAUCCAGAAUCAUCUCCCAAACAGAGCAAUGACGAAGACCAGAGCGGCCAAGAAAUACGAGAAACUCGAUUAGAUUACCAGUCGCUUACAGAUGAUUUAGAUACUAUGGCAAAAGCCUAUGUUUUGGGAAUGUAUGAUGAUGAUAUUGUAACGGAAGGACCCGUAGUUGACAAGAUUGAUGAUUUUGAAAUUUUGAAUAAGAUGUUAGAAUCUAUGCCACUGAAAGAUGAACUGACGAACCGGAAGAUAUCCAAACCAAAGACUGCCAAUGAUUAUGAUUCCAAUUUGAGUGAGAUCGGAAUGGACGGUGGCAUUGAUAGUGAUGAAGAAGGGCAUGAAAUGUUUGAGAAUGACCAUGACGAGGAGGAUGAGGAUGACGGACUGAUCUUAGUUGACGAAAUUGUCGAGAAUGAAAAUGUAGAAGUUGAUAAUGAUGAAUUAGAGAAUGAAAUAUUUCUCCUGGAAAUAAACGAGAAUUACCAUCGAUUAAGAAAUAAGUUAAUUUUGGAACGUAAUGGAUAUAAGAAAUCUCAAAAGGAAUUAGAAUUUGAACCAAUUGAUGAAGAUGGGAAUGAUAUUAAGGUUAGCAGAUUCAAAGCGGCCAGAUUGAGACAUUUACCAGACUUAGAAUAG